Molecule: messenger RNA, 2337 nt
Organism: Echinostoma caproni
Lineage: Eukaryota; Metazoa; Platyhelminthes; Trematoda; Plagiorchiida; Echinostomatidae
Source: the annotation of a GenBank genome assembly
AUGCGAUGGCACAUUCAUACACCUGUUAGUGUGAUUGUUCAAGAUGAAACGGGAGGCCUGAACGAGUUGCAGAACUCUGUGAGGCAAAAUGGGGACAUUUAUGCCAAUAUUGCGAAAACGGACCAACCAAUUAGCAUUAGUCACUCACGGAGUCCGUCACUGUACGAUGCUGAUUCCAGUUUGUCCGUCAGCCAAUAUGCUGUGGAGGCGCUAAAAAACUUGGCCAAAAUGAGUGAACCACCGAAGAAAAAAUCGUUUAGUUGUUUCAAGUCCGGCACGUGUAUGAAAAAUCGUGUCACCCCUUCGGAACAAGCGGCACUGAAAACCACGACGAAACAAAUUGACCACGAGAACCCAGACAGUGCUUUUGCUUACGUGAACUUUGGUGAAUUUGAUGCUCUGGUUGAUCUUCUGCUACACUGGCCAACCGUAGUUCGACAGAAGGAUCGAAACGGACGUACAUUGCUACACCAUGCAGCCGCAAAAGGAAAUUUGAGUAUUGUCAAACUACUGGUUGCUAAUAACGCGCGAGUCAGUGAAGUCGACGAGCAAGGAAAUUUACCCAUUCAUUUGUCCGUUACUGAGAACCACGUGGAGGUAACCGAACUACUCCUUUCUUGCGGUUCGGAUGGUUUGGUAGCUAACAAUGAUGGCCUUCAGCCGAUUCAUUUAGCAAGCGAGAGGAACAAUACGAAGAUUCUGGAGCUUAUCCUCGCACUGGAUGAAGUUGAUGUCAAUGCGGAGGGAGAACGAGGUGCCACCCCCUUGCACUACUGCUGCAUACGUGACAGCGUAGAAUGUCUGGAUGUACUGUUGCAACACGGUGCCAACAUUUAUCUGCGCGACUUGGAAAAAACAUAUCCAAUACACACGGCCAUUGCGAACAUCAGCCACAAAUGCGUGAAAGCUCUGUUUGAACAUGAGGAAAAAUAUUACGGGUCCAGAUUGCAAAGGAAUUCCCUUUCCAGUGUCCUCAAUGUUCCCGGUGCUUUGUCAUCAACGANCGCAUCACGUCGUAGCAGCAUGGAAGUGAUCUCGCGAAUUCUCGGUGUGGAAUCAGGACGACGGUUUUCUAAAGCGGAAAAGAGACUGUCACAUCUUGCACGAACUUUGAGACGUUUCAGUCAGCAAAAUAUGACCGGUGAUGAGUGUCUUAUUGAGUUGACUGACUGUGAAGGAGAAACGCCGCUACAUGCAGCAGUGACUUCCGGGAACGCCGAAAUGGUUAAGAUAUGCCUCGAAAAGAAUGCCAAAAUUCUAGCCAGACAACAUGACGGUUCCACCCCCGUACACUACGCUUGCAUCAAAGAUGAUCUGGAAUGUGUACAGAUGAUGUUUGAUGCCAAACCGGAUUUGAAGCCUUUGGUCCUGAAAAUGGCAAAUAAGAAUGGAUACACCCCACUGCACUUGGCUGCCGCAUACAAUCAUGAAAAGUUGCUUCUGUAUUUAGUUGAACAAGGAUCCCCGCUCGAGAUGACCGACGGGAACGGCUGGACUCCCCUGCUUCUUGCCGCGGUGAAGGGCUCGUUCCAAGCUUGCAUUAGUCUCCUCCGAUUAGGAGCCAAUCCUAAUGCACACGACUUGAGCAAUCGAAACCUCGUGCACUUGCUAAUGCUAUUUCGUGGUCCCGGUGUGCGUACGGUACUUCCAGAAGUGAAUGAUGAAGACUUGUUUAAACGUUUGGUUAAUGAGAAAGACAACCAUGGCUCCACUCCUCUGCAUUGGUCCACUCGAAUGGGCAACCUAGGAGCAACCUCGGCCUUUGUUUUACGUGGUGCUUCAGCCUUGGAAAGAGAUAAUGAUCGAGAUACACCAUUGCACACCGCGGCUUACUACGGUCGACUACACACGUGUGAAACACUUCUUGCCACUUCUCAUGGAAUGCGUGCCAUGAACUCCCCAGAUGCUCAAGGUCGUUUGCCGCUGCAUGUGGCAGUCGAAAAAGGUCAUGUGGAGUUGGUCAAGCUAUUUCUGGACAAGGGUUGUGUAUUUCGAAAAUGUCAUCUUGGUAACACUCCGCUGCACUAUGUCGCGAUUGGAGGAUGCAUCAGUACUUGUCGUCUUCUGCUUCAGACAAAUCCAUCUCUUUUGAACCAGUCCAAUUUUCAAGGAGUACGUUUCUUCCUAUUUCCUCUACCUCACCAUGUUCCUCGGAUAACCAGUAAAAUGACCGCAUUGCAUUAUGCUGCCCGGGAGAACAAUGCCGAAGUUUUGGAACACUUAUUGACAGCAAAGGCUCUCGUGACAACAGACAAAGACGGGAUGUACUUUGUGACGUAUGCGCUUCAACGACGGAACCAUGAAGUGAUGAAAGUGAUUGUCACCCAUCCAAGGUAA